UAUCGCGCGCCAUGGUGGACGACGGCGACAGGAGCAGCUAGCAACGCGCCCACUACGCCACCAUGCAGCACCCAGAUCCCCUCAGGCACCACCAUUCCGCCGCCUCCUCCGUAGACAACGUCGACGACUUCCUCCGCCAUUCCAGCUCCUCCACCAUCGAUGGCUCCGGAUUCUAUUCCGACUAUCCCAUGGCCAUGUCCGGUCAAAGCUCUCCCUUCAUCAUGUCCCCCUGGCACCAGUCCUCUGCCUCCCCCUUCCCCUGCGAUCCAGCCUCCUCAUCCUCCUCUGCGACCUGCCUCAUAGCAUCGCUCGUCCGCGAGGAAGGGCACAUCUGUUCCCUGGCCGCCGUCGGGGACGUCCUCUACACCGGAUCCGACAGCAAGAACAUCCGUGUGUGGAAGAAGCAGAAGGACUUCGCCGGCUUCAAGUCCAGAAGUGGCCUCGUCAAGGCCAUCGUCGUUGCUGCCGAUCGCAUCUUCACUGGCCACCAGGACGGCAAGAUCCGUUUGUGGCGAGUCUCCCCCAAGAACCCCACCGUCCACAAGCGCAUAGGCAACCUCCCCCGCCUCAAGGACGUCCUCCGCGGCUCGCUCAAGCCCUCCAACUACGUCGAGGUCCGCCGCCACCGCAGCGCGCUCUGGAUCCGUCACUCCGACGCCAUCUCCUGCCUCAGCCUCAAUGAGGACCACGGCUUGCUCUAUUCCGGCUCCUGGGACAAGACCUUCAAGGUCUGGCGCAUUGCCGACUCCCGCUGCCUUGAGUCCGUCAUCGCACACGGCGACGCUGUCAACUCUGUCGUGGUCGCCGCCUUCGGUGGGCUCGUCUUCACCGGCUCCGCUGACGGCACCGUCAAAGUGUGGCGACGCGAGCUGCUGACCAAGGCAACCAAGCACACGCCGGUGCAGACUCUGCUGAAGCAGGAGUGCGCAGUUACCUCUCUCGCCGUCAGUCCUGCUGCGCCAAUCGUCUACUGUGGCUCCUCCGACGGACUCGUGAACUUCUGGGAAGGUGAGAUGCAGCUGGCGCACAGAGGGGUGCUCCGCGGCCACAACAUGGCCGUGCUCUGCCUCGUCGCGUCGGGGAGCCUACUUGUGAGCGGCUCCGCCGACAAGAACAUCUGCGUGUGGCGGCGAUACGGCGUGGUGCACAACUGCCUAUCAGUGCUGAGCGGGCACACGGGGCCGGUGAAGUGCCUCGCAAUGGUGUCGGAGGGGGAGGCGGAAGAACCAGGUGGUGGAGAUGGCGACGCCGGCGCUGAAGGCGACGUCGGCGCCGAAAGUUGGAUAGUGUAUAGCGGCAGUCUGGACAAGUCGGUGAAGGUGUGGCGGGUGUCGGAGGGUCCCAGUGAGCACGCCGACGGACAUGGAGGCGGCGGUGCACUAAGCUGGUGAAAGAACCAGUACCGACCCUUGGCGAGUCUUCAGCAAACAAAAAGCUCUCGUCUUCCCAAUCAAUCUCUGCGCCUGAACACUGAUUCGUCAGCGAGGAUGUCAACAUUGCGCGCGCGACGGGGAAGGCAAUCAACUGUGAUAUUGUCCCUGAAUUCAACCACCCCUUUGCUUCGUUUUCUCUUCUCCGGUUCUCCUUAAACUACCUUCAACUCUAUCUCUUUACACCUGAGAAGAGCCCCUUGCUCCAACUCCCUAAGCAACACAUAUGCUUAUGCUUCUGUAGGACUUUUCUCCAACAUCUCUGUUAAGAAUCUCUCAUUCUUUUAUAUGAUCUGAUGUGAUUUUUCAGAUUUUGUUCUAUGAUUCUU
Zingiber officinale is the source of this 1759-nucleotide messenger RNA. Its product is annotated as protein JINGUBANG-like. The record is from RefSeq and is a predicted model, not a curated record. NCBI's taxonomy places the organism in Eukaryota, Viridiplantae, Streptophyta, Magnoliopsida, Zingiberales, Zingiberaceae. Gene Ontology annotation, molecular function: protein binding. The transcript has a single exon. Bases 63 to 1391 code for a protein of 442 amino acids.